AGUGGAACCUUCAACCAUGAACCAUCUUCGCAUCAUCUUGGUGGUCCUCGCAGUGGUGAGCCUCCUCCCCUGUAUUCUGGGCCAAGCCUUCGGGAAAAAUGUUCUGGGAUCGUUGCUCUUGCACAGGCGUCACACAACGACGGCACCCACGAGCCGCGUGAAAUUCGUCACUCAGAGACACACCGCACCGAGACGGGCUUCCACGACAAGAGCGUCCGAUCUGAAAGCAGAUGUCGAGACUCCCGACGCGAAGACGACUCCAGUGAAUGCCCCGCGGUUGACACAGAGCACACCUUUAGGUCCUGCGGUCGACACAAGCAACAACUCACCCCAGGGCCGGAUUCCGCGAAUCACGAACAAGGUCCGCGGUGACCAGUCUCGGAGCUAGAUAUAAUAAGCCGACUUGUCACGAGACUGCUACCACCCGCCUCAACUAGGAUCUGACUCUGUCAUGAACCGUCCUCUGUACAAAAAUAUAUU
Messenger RNA from Galendromus occidentalis (western predatory mite), 480 nucleotides. RefSeq lists its product as uncharacterized. The coding region runs from base 17 to 388 and encodes 123 amino acids. The transcript has 3 exons. NCBI's taxonomy places the organism in Eukaryota, Metazoa, Arthropoda, Arachnida, Mesostigmata, Phytoseiidae. The record is from RefSeq and is a predicted model, not a curated record.